This is a messenger RNA of Drosophila willistoni, 1828 nucleotides long. RefSeq names its product prolyl 3-hydroxylase sudestada1. Gene Ontology annotation, cellular component: GPI-anchor transamidase complex; cytoplasm. Gene Ontology annotation, molecular function: peptidyl-proline dioxygenase activity; iron ion binding; L-ascorbic acid binding. The record is from RefSeq and is a predicted model, not a curated record. The transcript is spliced from 2 exons. Lineage: Eukaryota; Metazoa; Arthropoda; Insecta; Diptera; Drosophilidae. The coding region runs from base 99 to 1688 and encodes 529 amino acids. Gene Ontology annotation, biological process: attachment of GPI anchor to protein; regulation of translational termination; peptidyl-proline hydroxylation.
ACACUUGCAGCAGCAGCAGACAAAUUGAGGAAAACAAAAAAAUAAAAAUUAAUUUAAAGUGUUAUUCCCAUUUGCAACUGCAGCGGCAAUUUCAAACUAUGGACACGGCCGAAUCCACACCGUUCAAGCUGAAGAGGAAGGACAAAGAUGAAGGCAAAGAUCACACAGAGCCAAAACAGGAGAAGAACAGUGGAGAGCCUCAAAAGAAAUUGUCCCGCCUCAGUGGAACGGAGCUUGAAUUGAAUAGUACAUAUCAAAGCACAGAAUUAACCGAAUGGCUACAUGAAAAGUGGUCUGGAAAGAACGCGGAUGCCACGGAGGAUACAACUGGUGCACAAAUAUAUGCUGAGCCAUUUCAAAUAUGCUUGCUACCCGGGAUGCUUGCGCCGGGCUCUAGCAAGACCUUGGUCGACGAGAUGAUUAAAAAGGUGCAAUGGUCACGAAAACAAAUGGACCUUUACGAAUUCUACCAGAGCACUGACUUGUCCAAUAUGCCAGAAUGUCGUCUGCUUACAAACUUCCUACAAGUGCUGCGCAAGCAGGUGCGUCCCUGGUUGGAAAAGGUGACAAACCUGAAACUUGACUAUGUGUCGGCAUCAUGUAGUAUGUACACUUGCGGUGAUUACCUUUUGGUACACGAUGAUCUGCUUAAGGACCGACAGGUGGCGUUUAUCUACUAUCUCUCCCCGUGGGAAGGAGCUGAAGAGUGGAGCGAAGAACAAGGCGGCUCUUUGGAGAUUUUCUCCAGCGAUGGUCAGUGCUAUCCUCAGUUUCCGGUUCACCGCAAAAUACCACCAAAGGAUAAUCAGUUUGCCUUCUUUAAAGUUGGCUCGCGUUCAUUCCAUCAAGUGGGUGAAGUGACCACCUUCGACUUUCCCCGUCUAACGAUAAAUGGCUGGUUUCAUGGCGAAACAAAUGAAGCAUUUGUUGCUGAGUCGCUACGAGAUUUUCCCAGGCUCAGUUAUGGCGAUCCAGUUAACGGACACAGGCCCUCACUUAAUCUGCUACUGAACGAUGUAUACCUGAAAACAGCUACGCGGCGCAGCAUCCAGAAACGGAUUGAAGAGAAUUCCGAAAUUUGCCUUUACGAAUUUUUUAAACGUGAGAAGUUUGAACAGGCUCGCACACAACUUUUAACCGACUCCAAACUUGCUUGGCGACGGCAAGGACCAGCCAAUGCGCACAACUACGAAAUCCUAGACCUGAGCACAGCUAGUGGAAUGAUCCAGGAACUGUUGCGGCUGUUUCGCAGUCAUCCCAUGUUCGAUUUGUUGCGCGACUUCACCGAUUUGGAUUUAGCCGGCCCAGAGGCUGUCAGUCCCAGCUGCUGUGUGGAGUUGCAGCGUUGGUCCCACGGCAACUACACUGUCCUAGGUGACGGCCUAGUUAGCGAAGAGAAUACCCUGGAUUUGGUCUACUAUUUAAAUGCUGCAGAGGGUGCAGCAGUCAUUACAUAUCUGUCACCCGAAGCAGAGCCUCCGACGAAUGGCAUGAAUACCGCGAGUACUUCAUCCGAUCAGGAAUCGGAUGACUCGGAUUCUGUGUUACUGACCAUAACACCAGUGGACAAUGCCUUAAAUAUUGUAUAUCGCUGCGAAGGCACCACAAAAUUUACCAAAUAUGUUUCACGCAACACGCCACUUGACAAAGGACCCGUAUUCGUGAUGUCAUGUAGUUACAAGGAGUAACCCCAUUUAACUGAACGCUUAAUUUGUUAGCGCACAAUUCGUGUUGUUUAUUCACUUGCAUUAAAUAAAAAAAUACAUUUACAGACGGUUUAUUGUACAGAAAUAUUGCCAAAUAAAGCGAUGUAAUAAUACAUUUUAAA